AUGACGGGUGGGCGAUCGCCUUCUUCACCAUGGGUGCAGAGUGCACAGGGAAGUUCCCGCGACAGAACUGCACCCUUUCAUCCAACUUUAUCUCCAUCCAACCCUGGCAUGCAAUCCAGUGGUGAACGUCCCAGUCCCAACUACUUCGGCAUCGCAGUUGAUAACUCCAACCCAUCCACCUCGAGCCCGGGUCUGCAUACACAAAAGAACUGGGGCUCAUUACCACGAGCACAUUCGGCCCUUCCCAGCCCAAAACUCCAUCUAUAUUCACAAGAGUCGGUGUCAGAAGGUCUGGUCAAUUUGUUGAGAACAGAGUCCAAGGUCGACAAGGGACGCCGAGAAUCGGCGUUUCAAGGCCGUCCUUCGCAUGGUUCUUCGAACGGUGAUGGCCAGACGGCCUCAACGGGGUUGGAUCAUACUGAUUCUCCCGGAAAAAUCAUUGAGGCCACGAGCCGAGCACAAGAACACUCCAACGGGUGUGGGCCAACGAUGACGGAGACCACAGCCGCCUCACCGCAAAUUGCUCGAAAAGCUACUUUACCCGGGUCAUCUCAGUGGAUCUCUGACGAGCAGUGCGCUCACCUACUUCAAAGCUCUCCGCAAGAUAUUCUGUUGCUGGAUGUUCGCCCAUACGCCCAUUUUUCGCAGGCCAACAUACAUGGAUCCUUGAAUCUCUGCAUCCCUACCACUCUUCUCAAACGUCGCUCUUUCGAUACCCAAAAGCUUGCAGCCACAUUCACAAGCGACGCUGAUAAGAAAAAUUUCGCUCGCUGGAAGGAAUGUAAAACAAUCAUCGUCUAUGAUGCAGCCACCGCUGACGUCAAAGACGCUGGACCGCUCCUGAAUGUGAUUAACAAGUUUCAUGCAGAGGACUGGAAAGGUCAAGGACUGAUCUUGCAAAAUGGCUUCAAGGGCUUCUCUGAACGAUUUCCUCGAUUGAUCCACCGGCCUCAGUUGCGGACGGAAGUUUCUCCCCAGAAACGUUCUCCAAUGAGCCUUGAUAUUCACUCUAUUGCUCCUGUCGUUGGCGGAUGUGCUCUUCCGGAUUCAUCUUCCGCGGCCAACCCGUUCUUUGGUAAUAUCCGUCAGAACAUGGAUCUCAUGGGAGGCGUUGGACAGAUCCCUCUGAAAGUUCCAGAUCAUUUGUCUGAAGCUAAGAGACAGGAUCUUCCGCCUUGGCUGCGAGAAGCUGCCGACAUCAAGGAUCAGGGCCGAAUAGUCUCAGAGAGGUUUCUGGACCUAGAAAAGAGAGAGUUGAACCGGAUGAAACAAGCAUUGACGUACGAAGGAAACUCAGCUGUGGCUGGCGGCGCCUCCAAAAAGUACCGCGUCGCCGGUAUUGAAAAAGGCACUAAGAAUCGCUAUAACGAUAUCUAUCCCUUCGAUCAUACCCGAGUUAGGCUAGAGGGGAUCCCAUCGGGUGCUUGUGACUAUGUGAACGCCAAUCAUAUUCAGGCAGAGCUUAGCAACCGACGGUACAUUGCCACCCAGGCCCCUGUGCCCGACACAUUCAAUGACUUUUGGCGUGUAGUAUGGGAGCAAGAUGUCCGACUUAUUGUUUCGCUGACCGCCGAGCUCGAGCGAGGGCAAGUGAAAUGUCAUCCCUUCUGGAGAUCUGGAGACUAUGGGCCUUUCAAGGUCAAGGCUUACUCGGAGAGGUUCAUUCACGUCGAGUCCAAAGGUCGGUCAACCGAUCCUACGGCGAAGAGGCCUUUGCCAUCGGAUGCGCCGCCACAAAGUACCGACUCCUCCAACGAGAAUCCCGUCAUCAUCGUGCGACACUUCAGUCUCUGUCACACUUCUUUCCCCUUCCAGCCACUUCGGGAUAUCACGCAGCUUCAAUACCCUUACUGGCCCGACUUCGGGACCACUUCACAGCCCACUCACCUACUCAAUUUGAUUGAGCAAUGCAACAAAGUUAUUCGCUCCACCAGCACUCGAAGCUUUGGGAGUCAGGAUGCAGAGCCGAGUGGCCAGCGGCCAAUCCUUGUCCAUUGUAGUGCGGGCUGUGGUCGCACCGGCACCUUCUGCACAGUUGAUAGUGUGCUAGACAUACUGAAGAGACAGCGGUCGCAGAGCGCCGGCACUGAUGAAUUGUCUGAAUUGACUCGUGAUGCCAGCUUGGACCUGAUAUCGAAAACAGUUGAGGAUUUUCGAACCCAGAGGCCUAGUAUGGUACAGAAUCUCAGUCAAUUUGUUCUUUGUUAUGAAAGCGUCCUCGAAUGGCUUGUCUCUCAGACAGACAAGAGCGGAUGA
Penicillium maclennaniae is the source of this 2256-nucleotide messenger RNA. RefSeq lists its product as uncharacterized. The transcript is spliced from 3 exons. The record is from RefSeq and is a predicted model, not a curated record. Gene Ontology annotation, biological process: protein dephosphorylation. Gene Ontology annotation, molecular function: protein tyrosine phosphatase activity. Lineage: Eukaryota; Fungi; Ascomycota; Eurotiomycetes; Eurotiales; Aspergillaceae. The coding region runs from base 1 to 2256 and encodes 751 amino acids.